GCGAAGAAGAAUGACUUCCUAAAACCACUGGCAGCUUUUCCGUAACGGUAGCCUGAUGCUAGGUUAGGUGUAGCAUUAUAUGUACGGGUGUAGCCUGUUUUGUAACAGUUGCCAUGAAUUAAGACCAAACUGGUACACCCAGCUCGGUUAAACGUCUCGUGGCUGGUUGGAGACAGAGAGGUGUCAGCCAUGUAUACCUCUGGGAAAUACAGCUCGCGGGGCCCUGCUCUCAUCCCGCGGAUGAAAACCAAGCACCGCAUAUACUACAUCACCCUCUUCUCUGUGGUGUUGCUGGGACUAAUCGCCACCGGGAUGUUUCAGUUCUGGCCCCACUCCAUUGAGUCCGCAGCUGACUGGACCCUCGAUAAACGCAGUGUUCACGAUGCACCUCUGGUCCGCCUGCCUGUCUCCAGUCCCAUUCCUGAGAGGGGUGACCUCAGCUGUCGCAUGCACACCUGUUUCGACGUGUACAGAUGUGGCUACAAUCCUAAAAACAGAAUCAAGGUGUACAUCUACCCUCUGCAGAAGUUUGUGGAUGAGCUGGGGGUUCCCAUCAGCAGCACCGGACUGUCUCGAGAAUACAAUGACCUGCUCAGCGCCAUCUCUGACAGUGACUUUUACACUGAUGAUGUCACCAGGGCUUGUCUUUUUAUCCCAUCUAUUGAUGUGUUGAACCAGAACUCCCUGCGUAUCAGAGAGACUGCCCAGGCUCUGGCAUUGCUACCCAGAUGGGACAAAGGGAUGAAUCAUCUACUUUUCAACAUGUUACCGGGAGGCCCUCCAGACUACAAUACCGCCUUGGAUGUGCCCAGAGACAGAGCGCUGCUGGCUGGAGGUGGUUUCUCUACAUGGACCUACAGACAAGGUUAUGAUGUCAGCAUCCCAGUUUACAGCCCACUUUCUGCGGAUGUUGAGCUGCCUGAGAGACAACCUGGACCACGGCACUAUUUUAUUCUGUCCUCUCAAACGGCCAUCCACCGAGAGUACCGUGCUGAACUGGAGCGCUUGAAGGAAGAAAAUGGAGAAGCACUGCUCCUCCUGGACAAGUGUAGCAACCUCUCUCAGGGUGCUGCCUCUGCACGAAAGCGCUGCUACAAGGGUCAGGUGUAUGACUACCCACAGAUCCUGCAGGAGUCUUCAUUCUGUGUGGUUUUGCGGGGGGCCCGUUUGGGUCAGGCUGCCCUCAGUGAUGUGCUGCAGGCUGGCUGUGUCCCCGUCAUCCUCGCUGACUCCUACAUUCUGCCAUUCUCUGAAGUACUUGACUGGAAAAGGGCAUCGGUGGUUAUUCCAGAGGAGAAGCUGUCAGAGAUGUACACCAUCCUAAAGAGUAUUCCUCACAGACAAGUUGAAGAGAUGCAGAGACAGGCACGCUGGUUCUGGGAGGCCUACUUCAGCUCCAUGAAGGCUAUUGGCUUGACAACGCUCCAGAUCAUCAAUGACCGCAUCUACCCAUAUGCUGCACAAACGUACGAGCAGUGGAACAAUCCCCCUGUGGUGAAAUGGUCCAGUGUCAACAGCCCUCUGUUCUUGCCACUCAUCCCACCAAGAGCACCAGGGUUCACAGCAGUGGUGCUGACCUACGAUCGUGUUGAGAGUCUGUUCCGGGUCAUCACUGAAAUCUCCAAAGUGCCUAGCUUGGCUAAGCUGCUGGUGGUGUGGAAUAACCAGAACAAAAGUCCUCCUGAGGAGUCUCUUUGGCCAAAGAUCGGUGUUCCUCUCAAAGUCGUGCGAACUAAAGAAAACAAGCUGAGUAACCGCUUCUUCCCCUACGACGAGAUCGAGACAGAAGCCGUGCUAGCCAUCGAUGACGACAUCAUCAUGCUGACAUCUGAUGAACUGCAGUUUGGCUACGAGGUAUGGAGGGAGUUCCCAGACAGGCUGGUGGGCUACCCUGGCCGGCUGCACCUCUGGGACCAUGAAAUGGGGAAGUGGAAGUACGAGUCGGAGUGGACCAACGAGGUCUCCAUGGUCCUAACUGGAGCCGCCUUCUACCACAAGUACUUCAACUAUCUGUAUACAUAUAAGAUGCCUGGAGACAUCAAGAACUGGGUGGACGCUCACAUGAACUGUGAAGAUAUUGCCAUGAACUUCCUGGUGGCGAACAUCACAGGCAAAGCCCCCAUAAAGGUGACCCCCAGGAAGAAGUUCAAGUGCCCUGAGUGUACUGCCAUUGACGGACUGUCCCUGGAUCAGACACACAUGGUGGAGAGAUCUGAGUGCAUCAACAAGUUUGCAUCAGUUUUUGGUACGAUGCCUCUGAAGGUGGUGGAACACCGUGCAGACCCAGUGCUUUAUAAGGAUGACUUCCCAGAGAAGCUCAAGAGCUUUCCCAACAUCGGCAGCCUCUGACCAGCCUGUGACAGAUGUUUGGACCCAGUCACAGCCUCAAAACUUCAACAUUUGUCACCGACAUCGUCUUUUUUCAGGACAUCAGUAUUCAGACAUAAAGUGGUACACGCUCCUGACACCUCUCAGUUCAAAUGACUGUCACUUUGAUUUUUAGAUUGAAUUGAACAGGCAGUAUUGUACGGGACGUUAAGUUAAUAUCUUGACUGACAGGAGACACUGGAUUCUGGGGAUGGUGAUGAGAGUGACGUGCUUAUUUGGCUUAAAGUGAAAGAUAUUAUCUAACAUUUACCAAUACAAACGCACAGACCGCUGUUACAUGAACUGCUAUUGGAGGGUCCCCCCUGAGGCUGAUGUCUGAUGGACAGGCUGACUUACUGGAGACUUGUGGUCCUUCACUGUUACUGUCUUGGAACUGGAAACUUGAGGCUCCAGCUGCUCUGGAAUCAGCGUAUACAGUGUAUAUAUUUGUAUUUUUGCAGCAGUGCUGUAUAGUAGUCAUAAUUUAUGAUGUUCCAAGUAGGAUUUCUUUUUUCUUCUUCUUUCAAAAGCAGACAUGGACCUGAUUCUUUUAGCCGUACUGUAUUAAAAGAAAAAGUAAUAAAUGUCUAACUUACAUGAUAUAUAUUCAGGAAAUAUAGGCUACGUAGGCUUUAUCUAAUGGUUAAUUGAAUGUGAUAACACACAGCACGGUGGCUAACAGAUGAUGUACAGUCGAUGUUUCACAUGCGUUCUGUUUUAAUCAGAUUGGACAAAGCUGGUACCAUAAAUCUAAUAUUUAGAGUGAGUAACUGCUGAUUUUAAAAGACAUGCUGAGCUGCUGGAACAUCUUGAAUUGUAAUUUUAUACUGCCUGUGCAAACCUUUUGUUAUAUAUAUAUAUAUAUAUAUAUAUAUAUAUAUAAAUAUAUA
Molecule: messenger RNA, 3257 nt
Organism: Epinephelus moara (kelp grouper)
Lineage: Eukaryota; Metazoa; Chordata; Actinopteri; Perciformes; Serranidae
Gene: ext2
Product: exostosin glycosyltransferase 2
Exons: 15
Coding region: 190-2349 (719 amino acids)
Cellular component (GO): membrane
Molecular function (GO): glycosyltransferase activity
Source: RefSeq, a predicted model, not a curated record